Molecule: messenger RNA, 2199 nt
Organism: Raphanus sativus (radish)
Lineage: Eukaryota; Viridiplantae; Streptophyta; Magnoliopsida; Brassicales; Brassicaceae
Product: pentatricopeptide repeat-containing protein At1g12620-like
Exons: 1
Coding region: 65-2062 (665 amino acids)
Molecular function (GO): protein binding
Source: RefSeq, a predicted model, not a curated record
UGGGAGUGGGAGAGAACAAAGCUUCUCGACAUUUGCCUUGGUCGCGUGAUCUACAAAAUUAUCGAUGAGAUGUUUUUCUGGUGUAGAUGAAAUUCGUUCAAGUCAGGGAAGAUACGCCGCGAGUAGAGUAGGUGUUUUCCAGAUUUGUAGAUUUGAAAACCAAACAAACCUAAUGUUGUGUCGGAGAUUGGUGCUGAGUCGGGGAGGUACUCGUACUACUCCAUAUGUCUCUUUUAUCCUUACCUCUUGCGAACGAGGCUUCUCUGGUGGUGGUGGUGUCAGCAGCAGAAGCGGUAGAAAUCUCUCUUGUUACAAAGAGAGAUUGAGAAGUGGCAUAGCUGGUAUAAAGAAAGAUGAGGCUGUUGCUCUGUUUCAGUCCAUGAUUAGGUCUCGUCCUCUUCCUACGCUCAUAGAUUUCAAUCAGCUGUUUACUGCAGUUGCCAAAACAAAACAGUAUGAUCUCGUGUUACAUCUUUGCAACCAAAUGGAGCUGCAAGGAAUUGCACACGACAUUUACACUCUGAGUAUCGUCAUCAAUUGCUUCUGCCGGCGUCGCCGACUCGGUUUUGCUUUUUCUGCGAUGGGAAAGAUGUUGAAACUUGGGUAUGAGCCUAACACUGUCACAUUCUCUACUUUGAUCAACGGUUUAUGUCAGGAGGGUCGAGUUUCCCAAGCUGUGGAGUUAGUUGAUCGUAUGGUGGAAAUGGAGGUUGUUCCAAAUCUUAUUAUACUCAACACUCUUGUCAAUGGGCUUUGUCUCAAAGGUGAAGUGUCUGAAGCAAUGUCUUUGAUAGACCGAAUGAUGGCUAAUGGAUGCCAACCCAAUGAAGUUACUUAUGGUCCUAUUUUAAACAGAAUGUGCAAGUCAGGGAACACUGCCUUGGCUUUCGAUCUGUUCAGGAAGAUGGAAGAUAGAAAGAUCAAGCUUGAUGCUGUCAAAUACAAUAUCAUCAUAGACGGUCUUUGCAAAGACGGGAGCCUUGAAGAUGCCCUCAACCUUUUCAAUGAAAUGGAAACCAAAGGGAUCAAAGCAGAUGUCUGUACCUACACCUCUCUCAUAGGAGGCUUCUGUAGUUUUGGUAGAUGGGAUGAUGGCGCACAGCUGCUGAAGGAUAUGAUUGCAAGGGAAAUCACCCCGGACGUCUUCACUUUCAAUACUUUGAUUGAUAGUUUUGUGAAAGAAGGAAAGCUUACCGAGGCUAAAGAGCUGUACAAUGAGAUGAUCACAAGAGGGAUAGAUCCUACUACCAUUACGUAUAAUUCUUUAAUAUAUGGGUUGUGCAUGGAGAACAACACCCUAGGUGAAGCCAACCAGAUGCUGGAACUGAUGGUUACCAGGGGAUGCGAUCCUAGCAUCGUGACUUAUAACACCCUUGUAAACGGAUAUUGCAAGGCGAAACGGGUUGAUGAAGCCAUGAGACUUUUCCGCAAAAUGUCUCCAACAGGAAUGGUUGCCAAUACAGUCACUUAUAGCAGUCUCAUCCAAGGGUUUUGUCACUCAGGAAAAAUUAACGUUGCCAAGGAACUCUUCCAAGAGAUGGUUUCUGAAGGUGUUCAUCCUGAUAUUGUGACUUACGGUAUUUUGCUGGAUGGGUUGUGUGACAAUGGAGAACUAGACAAGGCUUUGGAAAUACUUGAUCAAAUGCACAACAGUAAGAUGGAACUUGACAUUGGUGUCUAUAAUAUCAUCAUUCACGGGAUGUGCAAUGCAAGUAAGGUCGAUGAAGCUUGGGAGUUAUUCUGUAGCCUACCUUCGAAAGGAGUGGAGCCUGAUGUCAAAACAUAUACUAUUAUGAUUGGAGGAUUAUGUAAGAAAGGUUCAUUGUCUGAAGCGGGCCUGUUGUUUAAGAAAAUGGAAGAGGAUGGGAUUGCGCCAAGUAGCGGUACAUACAACACUUCUAUCAGGGCAUAUCUCCGAGAAGGUGACUUAGCCAAAUCAGCUAAACUUAUAGAAGAAAUGAAGAGUUGUGGGUUCUGUGCAGAUGUUUCCACCAUUAAGAUUGUUAUGGAUAUGUUAUCGGAUGGUAGAAUGAAGAAAAGCUUUCUAGACAUGCUUUCUUAGAAUGUUAAGACUCUUUAGUUUGCAAUAGACAAAAGUCCCAAUUAGUGUUUUGAUGAUGUGUAUUUGGGCUUAUUAGUUGAAACUAAAUUUGUUUGUUAACAUCUAAUCAGAGCUUGAUGCCUUCAGCCUUGUCCUUA